Molecule: messenger RNA, 1676 nt
Organism: Lindgomyces ingoldianus
Lineage: Eukaryota; Fungi; Ascomycota; Dothideomycetes; Pleosporales; Lindgomycetaceae
Product: Arginine biosynthesis bifunctional protein ArgJ beta chain
Exons: 2
Coding region: 215-1600 (461 amino acids)
Biological process (GO): L-arginine biosynthetic process; L-ornithine biosynthetic process
Cellular component (GO): mitochondrial matrix
Molecular function (GO): L-glutamate N-acetyltransferase activity, acting on acetyl-L-ornithine as donor; L-glutamate N-acetyltransferase activity, acting on acetyl-CoA as donor
Source: RefSeq, a predicted model, not a curated record
CGUCAAUUGGGCGACCCAAAUCUCUAAUGGCUAGGAUAAUCUCCCCCUUAGGUAUUUCGGCCUUCAUCUACUCCAAUUGAACCCCGCACACAACCUACACAAGCUUUCAAUGUUAGGGGAGAGCUAUGCGUCAUGGCCCUGCGCAAAGCCCUGCCUCCAUUGCUUCUCCACUCCACUCUAAAGAUCAAAUCUCUCUAACGAUACAUUAGCCUUCAUGUCUCUCGUACGCCCUAAUACCCGUUUCCUCUGCCUCCGAACCAUAAACCAAAUCCGCACAUACGCCGCCCCCGGCGAAGGCGCAAUCCCACCCUCGAAGAAGAAAUACGUCCCAACAUCCGGCACAUAUCCGCUCGGCUUCAAAGCUGGAAGCGCGCACGUCGGUGUUAAGGCUAGUAACACGCGGUUCGACGACCUCGCUCUCAUUGCCUCGGACACGCCAUGUUCGGGCGCGGCGGUCUUCACGACGAACAAAUUCCAGGCGGCGCCGGUGACGGUGUCGAGGGAGAUGCUAAAAAGGAGAUCAGGGGACGGAGUCAGGGCCGUGGUCGUGAAUUCGGGUUGUGCGAAUGCGGUUACGGGGAAGGGUGGGAUAGAGGAUGCGGUAGCGAUGGGGGAGCAGAUGGACCAAUGUUUUAUGCGAGACAGCAACGGAGAAGAUGAUGGAAACGGGAGUAGGACAAUCGUAAUGAGCACUGGCGUUAUAGGCCAACGCCUCCCGAUUCAAAAGAUCACUAACAAACUCCCAAAAGUAUACUACAACCUCGGCGACACCCAUGACCACUGGCUCUCCGCUGCCCGCGCUAUCUGCACAACAGACACAUUCCCCAAACUCGUUUCCCGCACUUUCAUGCUUCCUUCCUCAUCCAAAGAAUACCAUCUGGUUGGCAUGACGAAAGGUGCAGGCAUGAUUCAUCCAAAUAUGGCUACUCUCCUUGGAAUAAUCUGCACAGAUGCGCCAAUCGCCCCGAUGCCGCUACAGGGUCUUCUAAGAAGUGCUGUCACUAAGAGUUUCAAUAGCAUUAGUAUCGACGGCGAUACAUCCACGAAUGACACGGUGGCUAUCCUUGCGAACGGCGCAGCAGGGGGGAAGCCGAUCGAAGACACAUCAUCGGCUGAUUUCAAGGCGAUGCAGGAAACGCUUACGGAAUUUGCGAUUGACCUCGCGAAGCUAGUAGUCCGAGAUGGAGAGGGAGCGACCAAGUUCGUAACGAUCAAAGUUACGAAUGCGAAGACCUAUGAUGAUGCGAGACGCGUUGCAUCUACUAUUGCACGGUCACCGUUGGUAAAGACAGCGCUGUAUGGCAAAGAUGCCAACUGGGGACGUAUUCUCUGCGCGACGGGAUAUGCGGAAGGUGUGUCGUCCGUUGUACCUGAAGAGACAUCCGUCAGCUUCGUCCCAGCGGACGGAAGUGAAGAGCUCAAGCUCCUCGUAAAAGGCGAGCCGGAGGCCGUGGAUGAGGAGCGCGCUGCGAAGAUGCUCGAGAGCGAGGAUUUGGAAAUCUUAGUUAAGCUUAGUGAGAAGUUUGAUAAAGAGGCCGUGUAUUGGACUUGUGAUUUCAGUCAUGAGUAUGUAACGAUUAAUGGAGAUUAUAGGACAUAGGGCUUAGAACUGUGGGCUGUUAGGAAAGCUUCUUUUUCUUAUUGUAGAUAUAUAUUAUGAGCUCCAUGAUUAAUGG